Bipolaris maydis ATCC 48331 is the source of this 1056-nucleotide messenger RNA. Its product is annotated as cytochrome P450. Gene Ontology annotation, molecular function: monooxygenase activity; oxidoreductase activity, acting on paired donors, with incorporation or reduction of molecular oxygen; iron ion binding. NCBI's taxonomy places the organism in Eukaryota, Fungi, Ascomycota, Dothideomycetes, Pleosporales, Pleosporaceae. The record is from RefSeq and is a predicted model, not a curated record.
AUGCUGCUUACUCUCAUCGCCGGAUUCAUAGGAGCAGUGCUCCUGUACUUGGGUCCAAAGCUAAGGAGGUUUAGUAACAACUACCAGGCAGCCCGCGCUACUGGAUUGCCCGUGAUCCUCUGCCCCUACAAUCCAGAUAGUGGUGCCGCAAUGAAUGAGAUGCCAGAUCUUGUGAAGAAUGUGCUUGAUCGAGAACGUCAAGUAUCUCUUCUCGCACAGUCAGAUGCCACAGAGGCGACAGAGAAUUCAAAAAAUAGUUCCACUACCAUCAUGACCACGCUUGUUCGCAUAUCGGAUCAGGAAAAGGAGCAAAACAAAACCCUGGCUUCGUCCAAAAAGGGUACCACAUAUCUCACAGAGGAAGAGAUUGGCGGGAAUCUCUUCGUUUUCACCGCUGCUGGUUACGAAACGACUGCAAACACAAUGAGUUACGCCGCUACCCUCCUCGCUGUGUAUCCAGAAUGGCAAACAUGGAUACAGACUGAGAUUGAUACUGUUUUCGAAACAUGCAGCCCAUCACAGUCAGACUACUCAGCAGUCUACCCCAAGCUAGUGCGGUGUUUAGCCGUCAUGUUUGAAGCUGCACGCCUGUUCCCUGCUGUGACUCUCAUGCUGCGGGACGCCGCAACCAGUCAGACCUUGAAACUUGAAGAUCGCACCUCCUCACUUGCAGGUCCAUUCGGCGCAUACAUCAACACAAUGGCCCUGCACACUCUACCUUCAACAUGGGGACCAGACUCCCUCGAAUUCAAACCUACCCGCUGGCUCGACCCCAACUCGCCAGAGCCCGUCUUCAUCACACCGCCCCACGGCACAUACAUGUCUUGGUCUAUAGGUCCCCGCUCGUGCCCUGGAAUGAAGAUGUCGCAGGUGGAAUUCGUAUCUGUGGUGGCGACGCUCUUUCGCAGAUGCAAUGCUCGGCCUGUGAGGAAAGAGGGCGAGAGUGAAGAGCAGGCGAGACUGCGGUUGCUGGAUCUCAUGCAGGAUAGCCAGAACGUAUUGACGCUGAGGAUGAAUAGGCAGGAUGAGGUGGGGAUCGAAUGGGUUGAACGAUAA